AUGGCAAGCAAAGCAGCCCACAAACGUCUCGCUAAGGAGUAUGUGAGCAUGCAGAAAGAGCCGCCGCCGUUUGUUUGGGCAACACCGGACGAAAAGAACAUUUUGACUUGGAAUUACCUUAUCCGCGGACCUCCUGAUUCGCCUUUUGCUGGCGGCGAGUAUCACGGUGUACUCAUUUUCCCCGCAGAAUAUCCCUUCAAGCCACCGGGUAUCAAGAUGUUUACUCCUUCCGGUCGAUUCCAACCUGACAAGAAGAUUUGUUUCUCCAUGUCUGAUUUCCAUCCUGGUACUUGGAAUCCCGCCUGGAGUGUCGCCACGAUACUCACAGGAUUACUGUCCUUCAUGCUCUCCGACGAGAUGACCACUGGCUCGGUGACAUCCUCAGACGGUCACAAGCGAGCCUAUGCUGCUCGCAGUCACUCUCAUAAUUUGACACAGCCAAGAUUUAGAGAAGCCUUCCCAGACUACUGUACGGAUACUCCCCGAGAUCUACCAAACAUGGGCGAGCAGGAGAGAGGGAAACCAGAUACGGCAGCCACACCCACUUCACCUACAAGCCCUAGUCCGUUUUCUCCUUCUAUCUCGAGAUCUACCACAGCGACGCACCAGCUGCAGGUGUGUGAUAGACGACCAGCAGCACAGGCUCCCGCUGCCACGACGACGUCGCACGCAAGCGAUGUCGUAAAUACUAGUAGCUUGGCAUCUACAAACAAGCCGACUACGACACCGCAAGGGUGGACAGGGCAGCUGCGCCAGGUCUUGUGGGAGAAAUGGAGAUGGGGUGUGCUGAUCGCUUUCGCCGUCAUUGUGUCACGGCUGUCAUCGAGCCCUUGA
Molecule: messenger RNA, 834 nt
Organism: Suillus fuscotomentosus
Lineage: Eukaryota; Fungi; Basidiomycota; Agaricomycetes; Boletales; Suillaceae
Product: UBC-like protein
Exons: 8
Coding region: 1-834 (277 amino acids)
Source: RefSeq, a predicted model, not a curated record